CUUUUGUCAAAACCGCGUUCAUCCACAACCGCAGCCGCCAUCGAAACCACUAAACGCGUUCAAGCACCACCUCAUUCACCACUGAAACCAGAAAAACAGUUCCUCCACCGCCACAGUCACCACUGAAACCAGAAACACCACCAGAGUCAUGGCUUCGCCAACCUCUCCCUCCAAUCCAACAACUAGUGAAGAUGCUCCCACUGAUGGGACCUCCCGCAUUCCUAAUUCAGACCUUGGUGAUGGCCCCAAAUUGAGGUAUUCCCCAACCGAAUUGGCACGUCUGAGGGAGCAAUGGAAGUAUAGCCUCAUCGCCAAGGUCCUUGGCAAAAAGCUCCAGCUGCAAUACUAUCGUGAUCAUCUUCUUCGCCUUUGGUCCGCUGAGGGAAGUCUGAAAAUCAUUGAACUUGGGUGUGAGUUUUUCGUGCUAAAAUUUUCGGAAUUUCUGGAUUAUGAGAAGGUACGUAAAGGGGUUCCAUGGUUGAUCCAUGGGUACUAUAUUGCUAUUCGUCCCUGGUCUGAGAAUUUCAAGCCUUCAGAGGCCACCAUCACCCACACAUGGGUCUGGGCUCGCCUCCCAGAACUCCCAAUAGAAUAUUACGACAAGGAGGUGCUGUUUGAAAUCGGAGAAGCUAUUGGCAGACCAAUCAAGAUUGAUCCCAUCACUGAAAGACAGGAAAAAGGCAGAUUUGCGAGAAUAUGCAUUGAAGUAGAUCUAAGGCGCCCGCUUAUUGCCCAUGUAGAUCUUGCUGGGCUCCAGCAGAAGAUUGAAUACGAGGGUCAUGUUGGGCAACUGCAGCAGCUUCCUUUACCACAAUCUUCACAGGCUCCAAGUCACAGAGCCAACAGUGGAUCAAAGUCAGGUUUAAGGGCCAGGGGCCUUGAACAAGUAAAUCCUCUUUUUCCAGCAACAGUACUCAAAGAACCAAGAGGGAAAUCUGCAAUUACUUCUGUGAGUAUAACCUCUCCUUGUGUUGAGAUGAAUUUAGAAUCCAACAAGUUGUUGGGGAAAAAACGGCAUCUCCAACCUGGCGAAGGUACAUCCUCAUAUGUCCGAGCUGAGGAUGUGCCACUUGCUGUGGGGAAGUUGCCAAGCCCCAUGGAGACUCCUACCGGUCAUUUGCCUCCAUCUUUAGAGCCUAAGAUGUCAUCUAAAUUGUCUGGUAAGUCGGCCAAAUUGCCACAAGAUUCCUUGCAGCAACCACAGAAUCACCAGGCUUAUCCCCUGCUUCCUUCCCCAACAGAAUCCUGUUCCAACAUUGUAGCUUCACCUGUCACCAACAAUCCAAGACCAACAAAAGGCCUUGUGGUUUCUCCACCGCAGAAAGGCUCUUGCUUCCCCACUUCCUCCACCUCCAAAGCUUCACUCAAUUUGGACCAUAUUGUAACUUCAUCUGUCACCAACAAUCCAAGACCAACACAAGGCCUUGUGGUUUCUCCACCGCAGAAAGCCUCUUGCUUCCCCACUUCUUCCACCUCCAAAGCUUCACCCAAUUUGAACUGUAUUGUAGCUUCACCUGUCAGCAACACUCAAAGACCAACAGAAGGCCUAGUGGUUUUUCCAGAGCAGAAAGCCUCUUGCUUCCCCACUUCCUCCACCUCCAAAGCUUCUUCCAAUUUGGAUCAUAUUGUAACUUCAUCUGUCACCAAUAAUCCAAGACCAACACAAGGCCUUGUGGCUUCUCCACUACAGAAAGCCUCUUGCUUCCCCACUUCUUUCCCUGCCGCCAUUAAUGCAUCAAAACAGACUGCCUCUCCUCAACCUUCUCCUAUGCCCAACUUCAAUUUCCAUUCCCUGGAAAUAAAAGACUUUUCAGAUCCAGAAGAUGCAGAAAGGAAAAGAGGAGAAGAAAUGGAGCUGAGCUCUGAGAACCAUCCAAACGACUUCAGCAUUCAAAGAACUCCACGGGUCUUCAGAACUGAACCAAACACUCCCAACUUUGGAAUCCGUGUCAAUUUCUCAAGAACUGCACAUCAGCACAAGAUAAGAUUCAUCCAGCCAGAAACCAGUAGCACUAUGCAUCACACUUGGGCGACCAUCCCUGCAUCUUAUCCAAAAAAAGUCCUAGUUUGGAACCAUGCUGAAGCAGGCAACCUCAAUUUCGUGCCAGCAAUGAAGGAACUAAUCCAAAUGCACAAACCCUCCAUCAUACUUCUUCUUGAGCCAAGGAUUUUCGGUGCUGAUGCAAAUCAGGUCAUCAAGGACAUUGGCUUCUCUGGGUCACACCUCUUGGUCCCUGAUGGUUUGGCUCAUGGAAUUUGGAUUCUGUGGAAAGGAGAGGAUGUCCAUGUUGAAGUUUCUUCAUCUACAUCAGCUCAGGUUCACAUAGCAGUUGAAGUAAUCGCCAAGGCCCAGAAUAGGAUGCUCUAUGGAGAUACAUGUGCUCAACCUUGGGGGUCAGCAGGCUAUUUUUAUAAUCCAAAUGAGCCGCGUUACUCAUCAUCCCCGGAAAGCGAAUUCUCCCUUUCUGAGAACGAGGUACGACACAGAAUCCCCGCCCCAUUACUAGAUUUUCUAUUUGAGAGACAAAAGAUGGGUGCAACCAUGUAGCUUCUGCUCCCCCAGAGUGAUAGCUCAAAAAAUAGCCCUAUCAUGGAUGUUAGAUGGUGAAAGCCCGUCGAAAAGCAUACUUGUGCUUUGAGAGAGAAGUUUGAUGUUAAGGACGUCCCUCUAUUUUUGAUUUAGAGGGGAAAGUGUUGUAUGUGAACUGUUUUCACGUAGUGCAGAUUGCUUUGAUUUUGUGGUUUCCCUUCACAGAAGGGUUUCCACGUGAAA
Vitis vinifera (wine grape) is the source of this 2773-nucleotide messenger RNA. RefSeq lists its product as uncharacterized. The transcript has 2 exons. Lineage: Eukaryota; Viridiplantae; Streptophyta; Magnoliopsida; Vitales; Vitaceae. The record is from RefSeq and is a predicted model, not a curated record. The coding region runs from base 149 to 2548 and encodes 799 amino acids.